Chelonia mydas (Green sea turtle) is the source of this 4399-nucleotide messenger RNA. RefSeq names its product mediator of DNA damage checkpoint protein 1-like. Gene Ontology annotation, molecular function: nucleic acid binding; zinc ion binding. Bases 1465 to 3435 code for a protein of 656 amino acids. The transcript is spliced from 2 exons. NCBI's taxonomy places the organism in Eukaryota, Metazoa, Chordata, Testudines, Cheloniidae. The record is from RefSeq and is a predicted model, not a curated record.
GAGACAAGAUAAUUUCAAAAGCUGGGAGGAGGGAGAGAAACAAAGGGUAUGUGUGUCUGUCUAUAUUUUGUCUUUGCCGGGGAUAGACCAGGAAUGAAGCCUUAGAACUUUUAGUAAGUAAUCUAGCUAGGUACGUGUUAGAUUAUGAUUUCUUUAAAUGGCUGAGAAAAGAAUUGUGCUGAAUAGAAUAACUAUUUCUGUCUGUGUAUCUUUUUUGUAACUUAAGGUUUUGCCUAGAGGGGUUCUCUAUGUUUUGAAUCUAAUUACCCUGUAAAGUAUUUACCAUCCUGAUUUUACAGGGGGGAUUUUUUUUUAUUUCUAUUUACUUCUAUUUCUAUUAAAAGUCUUCUUGUAAGAAAACUGAAUGCUUUUUCAUUGUUCUCAGAUCCAAGGGUUUGGGUCUGUGGUCACCUAUGCAAAUUGGUGAGGCUUUUUAUCCAACAUUUCCCUGGAAAGGGGGGGUGCAAGUGUUGGGAGGAUUGUUCAUUGUUCUUAAGACCCAAGGGUCUGGGUCUGUAGUCACCUAGGCAAAUUGGUGAGGCUUUUUACCAAACCUUGUCCAGGAAGUGGGGUGCAAGGUUUUGGGAAGUAUUUUGGGGGGAAAGACGUGUCCAAACAGCUCUUCCCCAGUAACCAGUAUUUGUUUGGUGGUGGUAGCGGCCAAUCCAAGGACAAAGGGUGGAAUAUUUUGUACCUUGGGGAAGUUUUGACCUAAGCUGGUAAAGAUAAGCUUAGGAGGUUUUUUUUUCAUGCAGGUCCCCACAUCUGUACCCUAGAGUUCAGAGUGGGGGAGGAACCUUGACAUGGUGGCAGAGUGGUGGGAUUAACCUGAAAUCAUUUUGAGAUCCAGUUGAGAUUUUUUUUUGAACUAGAAAUACAGAUUUUAAAAAAAAGGAGAUUUUUUUUUUCUUUCCUUUGGAAAGGAAGUCCAGAAGCAGCUGAAACUGAAAGCAGCUUGUUUUUUUCUCUGCUUUGUGGCCAAGCAGAGACAAAAGGGGAUUAUCUUUGUGAAUUGCAGGUUUUCUUUGCCUGGAGGCAGGGUACUUAACUCCUGCAGGGAAAUUCACAGUCUUCCAACCCAGAGUUUUUUUUUUUUUCCCUAAAAGUAAAUAGAAGGGGGGGUGUUCUACCCAUUUGCCUGGAGACAAAAGUGGCAAGGGUUUUUUUUUUGGAUUUUGAUUUUUUACAAGGAGCACAAGUUUAAAAAGGAAACUUGGUUUUUCUUUGGGCUGGGUAAACAGGUUUCAAAGUAGCUGGAAGUUUUUGCUUUGAUUUGGGCCCAGAGCAGAGACAAGAGAAUUGUCUUUUUUUUUUUUUUUUUUUUUUUUUUUUUUUUUGUAGGCUGACAAUCACUAUCAGAGAAUAGGUAUUCUAUUCCAGCACAGCAAAAUUUUACAGCCAAGUUUUUUUUUUGUUUAUUUCUAAACCUCGGGUGUAAAGUUAGUUAAAAACAGAGAGGUUAGAAUGACAAAAUCUGCGGCUCGACUACGGCUGGAAUUAGCCAGAUUUCAGGCUGAGGAAAGACAAAGGGAACAUGAAAGACAGAUAGAACUCAUGCGGCUGAAGAAGGAGGAGAAGGAACAAGAAAGGGAGGCAGCGAAAGAGGCAGCGAAAGAGGCAGAACAACACCAAGCGGCUGCUCACAGGAGAGCUAUGGAAGCAAGGGACAAAGAACUGGAGGAGAAGGAAAAAGAGAGGAAGUAUGUGGAGGAGAUAGAGAAGAUAAAGGCUCAGGAGAAUAUCCCAACAAACCCUAGCUAUCCUUCUCCAAGUACCACUUCCCAUCCCAGAAAGUUCCCCACCUACAAAGCAGGCGAUGAUACUGAGGCCUUCCUAGAAAACUUCGAAAGGGCCUGCCUUGGGUACAACAUCUCUACUGACCAAUACAUGGUAGAGCUGAGGCCGCAGCUCAGUGGACCCUUAGCUGAGGUGGCAGCUGAAAUGCCUAAAGAACACAUGAACAAGUAUGAACUGUUUAAAUCCAAGGCGAGAGUCAGAAUGGGGAUAACACCCGAGCAGUCUCGUCGGAGGUUCAGAGCCCUAAGGUGGAAACCAGAUGUGUCAUUUACCCGACAUGCCUACCACAUUGUGAAGCAUUGGGAGGCCUGGAUAUCCGGAGCAAGUGUUGAAUCUCCAGUAAAUUUGCCCUUCCUAAUGCAAAUGGAACAAUUCUUAGAGGGUGUUCCUGAGGAAAUAGAAAGAUACAUCCUAGAUGGGAAGCCCAAAACUGUAAUCGAGGCAGGAGAGAUUGGAGCCAGAUGGGUGGAGGUGGCAGAGAAGAAGAAAACUGGUCGCAGUUGGAGCGGAGACCAGAAGGGACAACCCCAGACCACACCCUAUUACCGGGGGCCGCCCAAAGCCCCACCUACCUCCCAAAGAACCCUCCAGACCCCUUAUCGUCCCUCCACCCCGUUCUCCAGCAACCCUCCUCGCCCCAGUGACCAGUCAGCUGGACGAUGUUUUAAAUGUAACGAGCUGGGGCAUGUAAAGGCCAACUGCCCCAAGAACCCCAACAGAUUACAGUUCAUUGCACCGGAAUCACACCAGAGGUCCACAGGCCCAGAUACCUCCCAGAUACCCUUGGAGCGGAGGGAAACUGUGAGUGUGGGCGGGAAGAAGGUCACCGCGUGGAGGGACACCGGAGCACAAGUGUCAGCUAUCCAUGCUUCCUUAGUGGACCCCAAUUUAAUCAACCCAGAGAUCCAAGUGACGAUUCAACCCUUCAAGUCCAACUCUUUCGAUUUGCCUACAGCCAAGUUGCCUGUCCAGUACAAGGGCUGGUCCGGAACGUGGACUUUUGCAGUCUAUGAUGAUUAUCCCAUCCCCAUGCUGUUGGGGGAAGACUUGGCCAAUCAUGUGAAGCAGGCCAAGAGGGUGGGAACGGUCACCCGCAGCCAGGCUAACCAAGCCGUGAGGCCUAGCUCUGUUCCGGAAACUUCUAUCAGGACCCGGUCAGAGGUGAUGGAUCCGGACCCCAGACCAAUGUCUGCAACAGCAGUAGUGGAUCCAGUCCCAGAGACCCAGACGGAACCAGUCCCAGAACCGGAACCAGCCGAACAACCAACACCAGACCCAUUGCCAGCACUGAAUCCAGUACUUGCAACCUCAACACCAGAGGGCCCCACCGACCCUGAACCGACAGCAGCCGAUAACCCGACACAAGAGGCUCAGCCGGAGCCUGAAUCCCAACAUAGUUCACCAGCGGAGAGCGGUUCACAGUCAACAGAAACAGCCCCAUCCCCUAUAUCGCUUCCAGAGGGACCAAGCCUAGGUCCACAAUCCAAUAAGGAACUGAUGUCUCCAGCAUCAAGGGAACAGUUCCAGACCGAACAGGAAGCAGAUGAAAGCCUCCAGAGAGCUUGGACGGCGGCACGGAGCCACCCACCGCCUCUCAGCUCUUCUAAUCGAUCCAGCCCAGGGAGGAGACGACGCUGAGUGGCCUGAAGGUGUCUACUACGAAGGGAAAUGUGCUGGUGGUGUGGAAGAGGUGAACCUCUCCAUGACCCUUGGGCGUAUGCAGCGACAGCAGAUCCAGGAGCUGUGCACUAGCUACGCGCCAACGUUCUCAUCCACCCCAGGACUGACUGAACGGGCAUACCACUCCAUUGACACAGGUAAUGCUCGCCCAAUUAGAGUCCAACCUUACCGGGUGUCUCCUCAAGCUAAAACUGCUAUAGAACGGGAGAUCCGGGAUAUGUUACAGAUGGGUGUAAUCCGCCCCUCUGAAAGUGCAUGGGCAUCUCCAGUGGUUCUAGUUCCCAAACCAGAUGGGGAAAUACGUUUUUGCGUGGACUACCGUAAGCUAAAUGCUGUAACUCGCCCAGACAACUAUCCAAUGCCACGCACAGAUGAACUAUUAGAGAAACUGGGACGGGCCCAGUUCAUCUCUACCUUGGACUUAACCAAGGGGUACUGGCAGGUACCGCUAGAUGAAUCUGCCAAGGAAAGGUCAGCCUUCACCACACAUCUCGGGCUGUAUGAAUUUAAUGUACUCCCUUUCGGGCUGCGAAAUGCACCCGCCACCUUCCAAAGACUUGUAGAUGGUCUCCUAGCAGGAUUAGGAGAAUAUGCAGUCGCCUACCUUGACGAUGUGGCCAUAUUUUCGGAUUCCUGGGCAGACCACCUGGAACAUCUACAAAAAGUCCUUGAGCGCAUAAGGGAGGCAGGACUAACUGUUAAGGCUAAGAAGUGUCAAAUAGGCCUAAACAGAGUGACUUACCUUGGACACCAGGUGGGUCAAGGAACUAUCAGCCCCCUACAGGCCAAAGUGGAUGCUAUCCAAAAGUGGCCUGUCCCAAAGUCAAAGAAACAGGUUCAAUCCUUCUUAGGCUUGGCCGGUUAUUACAGACGAUUUGUACCGCACUACAGCCAAAUCGCCGCCCCACUGACAGACCUAACC